CUACACAAUUAGAUAGAGAUGUAAUAAGACAAAGUAGUUGCAUGCAUGAAUCUUACAACUUUAUGAUUUCAUCAGACCUGUAAGAAGCUGAAGUUGGAUCCACAUCUUGUUGUACCAUUUCAAGGUAGGUAGUUAAAAAAUGUACACUAGCAACAGCUUGAGGGCAAAUUCUUCUUGGAGGAAUCAUGGUGCUGAGAGGUUUUCCAAUUCAACACGAGAAGAGGACGAUGAAGAAGCUCUGAAAUGGGCUGCCCUGGAAAAGCUCCCGACGUUUGAUCGUUUGAGAAAAGGGCUUUUGCUCGGGUCGAGAGGCGCUGCCAAUGAGGUCGACAUAGACGAACUUGGAUUUCAAGAACGCCGAGAUUUGCUGGAGAGGCUGGUUAGGGUUGCGGAAGAAGACAAUGAGAAGUUUCUUCUGAAGCUCAAGAAACGAAUUGACAGAGUUGGAAUAGAGUUGCCGAGGAUUGAAGUGAGAUUCGAGCACUUGAAAGUUGAGACAGAAGCUUAUGCGGGCAGCAGAGCCUUGCCUUCUUUCAUGAACUUCUAUGCCAAUAUCUUGGAGGAAUUCUCAAGCUAUCUCCGAAUAUUACCAAGCAGAAAGCAGCCACUGACAAUCUUGAACGAUGUCAGUGGAAUCUUGAAGCCUGGCCGCAUGACACUGCUUUUAGGGCCGCCGGGUUGUGGGAAGACAACGCUGUUGUUGGCUUUGGCUGGGAUGCUUGAUCCUAAACUCAAGUUUUCUGGAACUGUGACAUAUAACGGACAUGGGAUGAAAGAAUUCAUACCGCAAAGAAGUGCUGCGUACAUAAGCCAACACGAUGUCCACCUUGGUGAGAUGACUGUAAGAGAAACACUGGCAUUCUCCGCAAGAUGUCAAGGAGUUGGAAGCAAUCAUGAAAUGCUGGCAGAGUUGUCAAGAAGAGAGAAGGAGGCAAACAUAAAGCCUGAUCCUGAUGUGGAUAUAUACAUGAAAGCGGCCGCUAUAGAAGGUCAAGAAGCAAGUAUUGUCACAGACUAUAUUCUCAAGAUAUUGGGAUUGGACAUUUGUGCUGAUACUUUGGUAGGAGAUGAGAUGACUAGAGGGAUCUCCGGUGGGCAGAGGAAACGUGUUACGACAGGUGAGAUGUUGGUUGGACCAGCAAAGGCACUUUUCAUGGACGAGAUAUCGACUGGAUUGGAUAGUUCUACGACUUUCCAAGUUGUGAAUUCCAUUAGACAAUCUAUCCAUAUUUUGGAAGGGACUAUUCUUGUUUCACUUCUGCAGCCAGAACCUGAGACAUUUGAUCUGUUUGAUGACAUCAUCCUCAUGUCUGAAGGACAGAUUGUGUAUCAAGGUCCGCGUGAAAAUGUGCUCGAGUUCUUCCAGUCUAUGGGGUUCAAGUGCCCCGAAAGAAAAGGGGUGGCUGACUUCUUGCAAGAAGUAACAUCAGCGAAAGAUCAGCAGCAGUACUGGGCAGAUCAUGAGAAGCCUUACAGGUUUAUCACAGUCAAGGAAUUUGCUGAAGCGUUCAAGUUAUUUCACGUUGGGCAGAAACUAGACGGUAAGCUUGCAAACCCAUUCGACAAGACUAAAAGCCACCCGGCCGCUUUGACAACUAAAGAAUACGGUGUCAGCAAAAUGGAGCUCCUGAAAGCUUGUGCCUCCAGAGAACUCUUACUGAUGAGGAGGAACUCUUUUAUCUAUAUCUUCAACCUUUCCCAGAUUUCUCUAAUGGGUCUCAUAGCAACGACAGUCUUCCUUCGUCCUAAAAUGCACCGUGACAACAUACUAGAUGGGAGGAAAUUUUCUGGUGCUCUAUUCUAUACUGUUACUCAGGCUAUGUUCAACGGUAUGGCUGAGAUAGCCAUUCUCAUUCAAAAGCUUCCGGUUUUCUAUAAGCAAAGGAGUUAUUUCUUUUUCCCUGCAUGGGCAUAUGCUCUUCCCCUGUGGAUAUCAAAGAUCCCUGUUAAUGUUGUUGGAAUAGCUGCCUUUACGGUGCUCACCUACUAUGAGAUCGGAUUUGAUCCAAAUUUUGGAAGAUCUAUCAAAUAUUUCUUGAUACUCUUGCUUCAAAUUGAAGCGGCAUCCUCAUUGUUUCGUCUGAUUGGUGCAAUCGGUAGGAACAUGAUCGUAGCCAACACAUUUGGGUUCUUUGUAUUGCUUCUUGUUUUUGCAAUGAGUGGUUUUGUACUGUCAAGAGAGAAUGUAAAGAAGUGGUGGAUAUGGGGUUAUUACAUAUCACCAAUGAUGUACGCGGACAAUGCAAUCGUGGUGAAUGAAUUCACAGGUCACAGUUGGAGACACGUUGUCUCAAACACAAGAGUAUCAUUGGGAGUCGAGGUUUUGAAGUCUCUGGGGUUUUUCUCCGGCUCAUACUGGUACUGGAUAGGAGUAGGGGCAUUAUCAGGCAUGAUAUUGUUAUUCAACUGCUUAUGCAUUCUGGCUCUGACUUACCUUGACCCUCUGGGGAAACCUCAAGCUGUACUACCAGAAAAUGAUCAUGAGAGUACUAAAAGAAUUGGUGAGAAUAGUCACAAAAGAUGGAUGUAUAACUCGAUUUUAUACUUACUUUCAGGCUUUGAUUAAAAUCUUGAAUGGGGUAUUUCUUAACUGUUGAAUGUCUGAAUUUUGAGUGAAGAGCAAACCAAGAGGGAUGUCGUUCUUCCGUUCGAACCACACUCCAUAGCAUUUGAUGAUGUCAAGUACUCUGUUGACAUGCCGCAGGAAAUGAAAAGUAGGGGUGCUACUGAAGAUAGAUUACUACUCUUGAAGGGUGUCAGUGGAGCUUUUAGGCCAGGUGUUCUCACAGCUCUAAUGGGAGUUAGUGGGGCUGGUAAAACUACUCUUAUGGACGUGCUGGCCGGUCGAAAAACAGCUGGAUAUAUUGAGGGGAAUAUUACAAUCUCCGGUUAUCCAAAGAAGCAAGAGACAUUUGCUCGGAUUUCUGGAUACUGUGAACAGAAUGAUAUCCAUUCUCCUUGUGUUACAGUUUAUGAGUCCCUUCUUUUCUCAGCUUGGCUACGUUUACCUCCAGAAGUAGAUUCUCAAACCAGAAAGGCGUUCGUUGAGAAUGUGAUGGAACUCGUGGAGCUAACUUCACUAAGAGGAGGACUAGUCGGAUUACCAGGGAUUAAUGGCCUAUCAACAGAGCAGCGAAAGAGACUAACCAUAGCAGUCGAGCUGGUGGCCAAUCCUUCCAUCAUAUUCAUGGAUGAACCAACUUCAGGAUUAGAUGCAAGAGCCGCUGCAAUUGUGAUGAGAACGGUCAGGAACACGGUGGACACAGGAAGGACGGUUGUCUGCACUAUUCAUCAGCCUAGCAUCGACAUAUUUGAAGCUUUUGACGAGCUGUUAUUGAUGAAGCGAGGGGGAGAAGAAAUAUACGUAGGGCCACUGGGUCGACACUCCUGUAAUUUGAUCCAGUAUUUCGAGGGAAUCCAAGGAGUUCCAAAGAUCAGGGACGGAUACAAUCCGGCAACCUGGAUGCUGGAGGUAACAUCUUCAGCCCAAGAAAUGAUGCUGGGGAUCGAUUUUGCUGAACUUUACAGAAACUCGGAACUCUACAGGAGAAAUAAAGCUCUCAUAAACGAGCUAAGUACUCCUCAUCCUGGUAAGACAGACCUGCAUUUCCAAUCAGAGUAUUCUCAGCCACUUUUAACUCAAUGCAUCGCUUGCCUAUGGAAACAACACUGGUCGUACUGGCGCAAUCCUCUUUACUCUGCAGUAAGAAUUUUGUAUACAGCCUUCCUAGCCCUCAUGUUUGGAUCAAUGUUCUGGGAUCUUGGUUCCAAGAAGGAUACUCAGCAGGAUGUUAUCAAUGCUAUGGGGUCAAUGUAUGCAUCUGUGUUCUUCUUAGGCGUCCAGCUCGCUUCAUCGGUUCAGCCAGUGGUGGCUGUUGAACGAACGGUCUUUUACAGAGAACGGGCCGCUGGUUUGUAUUCCGCCUUACCAUAUGCAUUCGGGCAGGCUGUCAUUGAAGUUCCAUACUGUUUUGCUCAGGCUAUCAUAUACGGGACAAUCGUAUACGCAAUGAUCGGUUUUGAAUGGACAGCUGCAAAGUACUUCUGGUACAUAUUCUUCAUGUUCUUUACUUUACUCUACUUCACCUUUUACGGCAUGAUGGCCGUGGCCGCAACUCCUAAUCAGCAAAUAGCCCACAUCAUAUCCUUCCUCUUUUACGCGUUGUGGAACCUCUUUUCAGGAUUCGUCAUUCCAAGACCCAGCACACCCGUGUGGUGGAGAUGGUAUCAUUGGGCAAAUCCUGUGGCCUGGACCCUUUACGGUUUAGUUGCAUCACAGUAUGGAGAUGUAACAGAUCAGCUAGACACAAAACAAUCUGUUCAAGAAUUCGUGAGAAGUUACUUUGGGUUCAGACACGAUUUUUUAGGUGUUGUUGCUGCCGUGAUUGUCGCGUUUGUAGCUGUCUUCGGUUUUAUAUUCGCGUUCUCUGUCAAGGCUUUCAAUUUCCAGAAGCGAUAAAUAUGUAUUCACUAGUUUGUAUAAAAUACUUUUAUCAAAGACAUAUAUCUAGUGUAGAUCAUGAAACAUUUUUCCUCACUUUUUA
Messenger RNA from Sesamum indicum (sesame), 4544 nucleotides. The record is from RefSeq and is a predicted model, not a curated record. Lineage: Eukaryota; Viridiplantae; Streptophyta; Magnoliopsida; Lamiales; Pedaliaceae.